Acanthosepion pharaonis is the source of this 5427-nucleotide messenger RNA. The record is from the annotation of a GenBank genome assembly. NCBI's taxonomy places the organism in Eukaryota, Metazoa, Mollusca, Cephalopoda, Sepiida, Sepiidae.
AUGCUAUCGUUUUCUCACUUCUCUUCUUCUUUGACAUAUUCUUUCUUAUUUUUCUUCUUCAUUUUCUUUCUUUCAUUUAUUUUUUUCAUUCAGUCUUCUUCGCCAUGCUAUCGUUUUCUCAUUUCCUACUAUUCUCAAAGUGACAUAUUCUGUUCUCAUUUUUUUCUUCUUCAUUUCUUUUCUUUCAUUUAUCUUUUUUUCAUUCAAUCUUCUCGCCAUGCUAUCAUUUUCUCACUUCCUACUCUUCUCAAAAGUGACAUAUUCUUUUCUAAUUUUUCUUCUUCAUUUCUUUCUUUCAUUUAUUUUUUUUUUUCAAUCUUCCCAUCAUACUAUCUGACAUAUUCUUUUCUUAUUUUUCUUCUUCAUUUCUUUCUUUCAUUUAUCUUUUUUUCAUUCAAUCUUCCCGCCAUGCUAUCGUUUUUCUUUCUUCCUCUUCUCAAAGUGAACAUAUUCUUUUCUAAUUUUUUCUUUUCAUUUCUUUCUUUUCAUUUAUCUUUUUUCAUUCAAUCUUCCCGCCAUGCUAUCGUUUUCUCACUUCCUACUAUUCUCAAAGUGACAUAUUCUGUUCUCAUUUUUCUUCUUCAUUUCUUUCUUUUCAUUUAUCUUUUUCAUUCAAUCUUCUCGCCAUGCUAUCUGACAUAUUCUGUUCUUAAUUUUCUUCUUCAUUUCUUUCUUUCAUUUAUCUUUUUCAUUCAAUCUUCUCGCCAUGCUAUCGUUUUCUCACUUCCUACUCUUCUCAAAGUGACAUAUUCUGUUCUCAUUUUUCUUCUUUCAUUUCUUUCUUUCAUUUAUCUUUUUUUCAUUCAAUCUUCUCGCCAUGCUAUCGUUUUUUUCUCACUUCCUACUCUUCUCAAAGUGACAUAUUCUUUUCUAAUUUUUUUCUUCUUCAUUUCUUUCUUUUUUUUAUCUUUUUUUUCAUUCAGUCUUCUCGCCAUGCUAUCGUUUUCUCCUUCCUACUCUUCUCAAAUGACAUAUUCUUUUCUAUUUUUUUCUUCUUCAUUUCUUUCUUUCAUUUAUCUUUUUCAUUCAAUCUUCCCGCCAUGCUAUCUGACAUAUUCUGUUUUUUUUUUUUCUUCUUCAUUUCUUCUUUCUUUCAUUUAUUUUUUUCAUUCAAUCUUCUUUUUUAAUGCUAUCGUUUUUCUUUCUUCCUACUCUUUCAUUUCAUUUCUUGCCAUAUUCUUUUCUAAUUUUUCUUCUUCAUUUCUUUCUUUCAUUUAUCUUUUUUCAUUCAAUCUUUCCUUCGCCAUGCUAUCGUUUUCUCACUUCUACUCUUCUCAAAGUGACAUAUUCUUUUCUAAUUUUUUCUUCUUCAUUUCUUUCUUUCAUUUAUCUUUUUUCAUUCAAAUCUUCCCGCCAUGCUAUCGUUUUUCUUCCUACUCUUCUCUAUUGUUCUCAUUUUUUCUUUAUUUCUUUCUUUCAUUAAUUUUUUUCAUUCAAUUUCUUUCUUUCAUUUUUCUUUUUUUCUCAAAUUAUUAUUCUUUCUUUUUCUUCUUCAUUUCUUUCUUUUCAUUUAUCUUUUUUUCAAUCUUCACUUUUUUUCUCUUCUUCAAAGUGACAUAUUCUUUUCUCAUUUUUCUUCUUCAUUUCUUUCUUUCAUUUAUCUUUUUUUCAUUCAAUCUUUCGCCAUGCUAUAUUUUCUCACUUCCUUCUUUUCAAAUGACAUAUUCUUUUCUAAUUUUUUCUUCUUCAUUUCUUUCUUUCAUUUAUCUUUUUUCAUUCAAUCUUCCCGAUCAUGCUAUCGUUUUUCUCCUUCCUACUCUUCUCAAAGUGACAUAUUCUUUUCUAAUUUUUCUUCUUCAUUUCUUUCUUUCAUUUAUCUUUUUUUUCUUUUCUUUCGUUUUUUCUUUCUUCUCCAAAUUCAUAUCGUUUUCUAAUUUUCUUCUUCUUUUCUUUCUUGACAUAUUCAUUUCUUCUCAUUAUUUUCUUCUUCCAUCUUCUUUCUAUUUUUCUUCUUUUUCUUUCUUUCAUUUAUCUUUUUCAUUCAAUCUUUCCCGCCAUGCUAUCUCUUCUCGCCAUGCUAUCGUUUUCUCACUUCCUACUCUUCUCAAAGUGAAAUAUUCUUUUCUAAUUUUUCUUCUUCAUUUCUUUCUUUCAUUUAUCUUUUUUCAUUCAAUCUUCCCGCCAUGCUAUCGUUUUCUCACUUCCUACUCUUCUCAAAGUGACAUAUUCUGUUCUUAUUUUUCUUCUUCAUUUCUUUCUUUCAUUUUUUUUUUUCAUUCAAUCUUCUCGCCAUGCUAUCGUUUUCUCACUUCCUACUCUUUAUUUUUGAAAUAUUCUUUUCUAAUUUUUUUCUUCAUUUCUUUCUUUCAUUUAUCUUUUUCAUUCAAUCUUCCCGCCAUGCUAUCGUUUUUUCACUUCCUACUCUUUCUCAAAGUGACAUAUUCUGUUCUCAUUUUUCUUCUUCAUUUCUUUUCUUUCAUUUAUCUUUUUUUCAUUAAAUCUUCACGCCAUGCUAUCGUUUUCUCACUUCCUACUCUUCUCAAAGUGACAUAUUCUUUUCUAAUUUUUCUUCUUCAUUUCUUUCUUUCAUUUAUCUUUUUUCAUUCAAUCUUCUUCUUCCAUGCUAUCUUUUUCUCACUUCCUACUUCUUCUCAAAGUGACAUAUUCUUUUCUAAUUUUUUUUCUUCUUCAUUUCUUUCUUUCAUUUAUCUUUUUUCAUUCAAUCUUCCCGCCAUGCUAUCGUUUUCUCACUUCUCUCUUCUCAAAGUGACAUAUUCUGUUCUCAUUUUUUCUUCCUUCAUUUCUUUCUUUCAUUUAUCUUUUUUCAUUCAAUCUUUCCCGCCAUGCUAUCGUUUUCUCACUUCCUACUCUUCUCAAAGUUUUUUUUUCAUUCAAUCUUCCCGCCAUGCUCAAUUUUUCUCACUUCCUACUCUUCUCAAAGUGACAUAUUCUGUUCUUAUUUUUCUUCUUCAUUUCUUUCUUUCAUUUAUCUUUUUUUCAUUCAAUCUUCUCGCCAUGCUAUCGUUUUUUCACUUCCUACUCUUCUCAAAUGACAUAUUCUGUAAUAUUUUUCUUCUUCAUUUCUUUCUUUCAUUUAUCUUUUUUCAUUCAAUCUUCCCGCCAUGCUAUCGUUUUCACUUCCUACUCUUCUCAAAUGACAUAUUCUGUUCUUAUUUUUCUUCUUCAUUUCUUUCUUUCAUUUAUCUUUUUUUUUUUUCAUUAAAUCUUCACGCCAUGCUAUCGUUUUCUCACUUCCUCUCUUCUCAAAGUGACAUAUUCUGUUCUAUUUUUUUCUUCUUCAUUUCUUUCUUUCAUUUUUCUUUUUCAUUCAAUCUUCUCGCCAUGCUAUCGUUUUUUCUCACUUCCUACUCUUCUCAAAGUGAAAUAUUCUUUUCUAAUUUUUCUUCUUCAUUUCUUUCUUUCAUUUAUCUUUUUUCAUUCAAUCUUCCCGCCAUGCUAUCGUUUUCUCACUUCCUACUCUUCUCAAAUGACAUAUUCUGUUCUCAUUUUCUUCUUCAUUUCUUUCUUUCAUUUAUUUUUUUCAUUCAAUCUUCCCGCCAUGCUAUCGUUUUCUCACUUCCUACUCUUCUCAAAGUGAAAUAUUCUUUUCUAAUUUUUCUUCUUCAUUUCUUUCUUUCAUUUAUUUUUUUUUCAUUCAAUCUUCUCGCCAUGCUAUCUGACAUAUUCUGUUCUUUUUUUCUUCUUCAUUUCUUUCUUUCAUUUAUCUUUUUUCAUUCAAUCUUCUCGCCAUGCUAUCGUUUUCUCACUUCCUACUCUUCUCAAAGUGACAUAUUCUUUUCUAAUUUUCUUCUUCAUUUCUUUCUUUCAUUUAUCUUUUUUUUUUCAAUCUUCCCGCCAUGCUAUCGUUUUCUCACUUCCUACUCUUCUCAAAGUGACAUAUUCUUUUCUAUUUUUUCUUCUUCAUUUUCUUUCUUUCAUUUAUCUUUUUCAUUCAAUCUUUCCCGCCAUGCUAUCGUUUUCUCACUUCCUACUCUUCUCAAAGUAACAUAUUCUGUUCUCAUUUUUCUUCUUCAUUUCUUUCUUUCAUUUAUCUUUUUUCAUUCAAUCUUCUCGCCAUGCUAUCGUUUUCUCACUUCCUACUCUUCUCAAAGUGAAAUAUUCUUUUCUAAUUUUUCUUCUUCAUUUCUUUCUUUCAUUUAUCUUUUUUCAUUCAAUCUUCCCGCCAUGCUAUCGUUUUUCUCACUUCCCUACUCUUCUCAAAGUGACAUAUUCUGUUCUAAUUUUUUUCUUCUUCAUUUCUUUCUUUCAUUUAUUUUUUCAUUAAAUCUUCUCGCCAUGCUAUCAUUUUUUCUCACUUCCUACUCUUCUCAAAGUGACAUAUUCUGUUCUAAUUUUCUUCUUCAUUUCUUUCUUUCAUUUAUCUUUUUCAUUCAAUCUUCUCGCCAUGCUAUCGUUUUCUCUUCCUACUCUUCUCAAAGUGAAAUAUUCUUUUCUAAUUUUUUCUUCUUCAUUUCUUUCUUUCAUUUAUCUUUUUUUCAUUCAAUCUUCCGCCAUGCUAUCGUUUUCUCACUUCCUACUCUCUUCUCAAAUGACAUAUUCUUUUCUAAUUUUUUCUUCUUCAUUUCUUUCUUUCAUUUAUCUUUUUUCAUUCAAUCUUCUCGCCAUGCUAUCGUUUUCUCACUUCCUACUCUUCUCAAAGUGACAUAUUCUUUUUUUUUUUCUUCUUCAUUUUCUUUCUUUCAUUUAUCUUUUUUCAUUCAAUCUUCCCGCCAUGCUAUCGUUUUCUCACUUCCUACUCUUCUCAAAGUGACAUAUUCUUUUCUAAUUUUUCUUCUUCAUUUCUUUCUUUCAUUUAUCUUUUUUCAUUCAAUCUUCCCGCCAUGCUAUCGUUUUCUCACUUCCUACUCUUCUCAAAGUGACAUAUUCUGUUCUCAUUUUUCUUCUUCAUUUCUUUCUUUCAUUUAUCUUUUUUCAUUCAUGAAAUAUUCUUUUCUAAUUUUUCUUCUUCAUUUCUUUCUUUCAUUUAUCUUUUUUCAUUCAAUCUUCUCGCCAUGCUAUCGUUUUCUCACUUCCUACUCUUCUCAAAGUGACAUAUUCUGUUCUCAUUUUUCUUCUUCAUUUCUUUCUUUCAUUUAUCUUUUUUCAUUCAAUCUUCCCGCCAUGCUAUCGUUUUCUCACUUCCUACUCUUCUCAAAUGACAUAUUCUGUUCUCAUUUUCUUCUUCAUUUCUUUCUUUCAUUUAUCUUUUUCAUUCAAUCUUCCCGCCAUGCUAUCGUUUUCUCACUUCCUACUCUUCUCAAAGUGAAAUAUUCUUUUCUAUUUUUUUCUUCUUCAUUUCUUUCUUUCAUUUAUCUUUUUUUUCAUUCAAUCUUCCCGCCAUGCUAUCGUUUUCUCACUUCCUACUCUUCUCAAAGUGACAUAUUCUGUUCUUAUUUUUUCUUCUUCAUUUCUUUCUUUCAUUUAUCUUUUUCAUUCAAUCUUCUCGCCAUGCUAUCGUUUUCUCACUUCCUACUCUUCUCAAAGUGA